AUGAUGGAGUGCGAUAUGCUAGAUUUUGAAUUGGAUCUAGCGCCUCUGACGCCUAUGGGACCUGAGAUGGAAAAUUCUGACACUCUGAUUUGGCCUCCAGUAUCACCUCUUGAGAUUUCUCCACCCAGUUCACCAGUAUCACCUCUUGACAUUUCUCCACCCAGUUCUCCAGUAUCACCGCUCCAGUCUCCUUCACCCAGUUUUAUGGAGUCCAUGGUGAAACCGUUUUUUCUGCCCAUAUCUCCAAUCUCUUCGCCUGUGGAUAAAUCGUUACUACGUCCAAUAUCACCACAAGUGGAACAGCCUGUCCAUAAGCCCAUUGCAACUGUUAUGCCUUCCAGUUCAUCUGUGGAUAAACCAUCGUUUCGUCCCCCUGUGGAUAAAAAGAAACUGAAAUCUGUCAUUGUGAAUGAGGCACCGAACAGAAUCUGGAGUCGUAUGCCGAUGAAAAGAACCACCAAAGCCCCUGAAAGACAGAUCACAGCUCCUGAAAGACAGACCACAGCUCCUGAAAGGCAGACCACAGGCUCUAAAAGACAGACCACAGCUCCUAAAAGACAGACCACAGCUCCUAAAAGACAGACCACAACUCCUAAAAGACAGACCACAGCUCCUGAAAGGCAGACCACAGGCCCUAAAAGACAGACCACAGCUCAUGAAAGGCAGACCACAGCCCCUGAAAAACAGACCACAGGCCCUAAAAGACAGACCACAGGCCCUAAAAGACAGACCACAGCUCCUAAAAGACAGACCACAGCUCCUGAAAGGCAGACCACAGCUCCUGAAAGACAGACCACAGCCCCUGAAAGACAGACCACAGCCCCUGAAAGACAGACCACAGCAAGUGUGCCACAUACCACCGUGUCCAAACCCACAGUGUCACAAGCCUAUUCAUCGUAUUCAAGUGCACCCACCAGGCAUCAAAAGUUCAGACCAUUUCAUUUGAAACGGCCAUAUGGAAGAAGAGUACACAUGCACGAGAAAGUUUCAGGUGUACUGUGCAUUCAAGACAAUGGUUAUAGCUUGACUAAUGGUGUAAAAACAAUAUCUUGGGACGGUAAAGUGGAUCAGCAGCUACUCUUGGAAGAUGUAAUUUAUACAAAUAUUAGACACACUUUGACGGUCGACGAAAAUACAAAUAAAACAUGGAAAUCAAUUGUUGAAAAACUGGACACUAUGCAUCCCAUUAAAGAUUUAAAAGUUAUGAAACUUAUAGUAAAACAGCCUUUAGGGCAAUGCUCAUUUUGUACAAAACAAUGUCACAGAUACAAAGUGGUAACAGGGGGUUUUAGUCAAAUAUCUCAUGUACCGUUGGAUAUAAUUCAGCAUUAA
Molecule: messenger RNA, 1332 nt
Organism: Parasteatoda tepidariorum (common house spider)
Lineage: Eukaryota; Metazoa; Arthropoda; Arachnida; Araneae; Theridiidae
Source: RefSeq, a predicted model, not a curated record